Messenger RNA from Tribolium castaneum (red flour beetle), 1515 nucleotides. It is a transcript of the gene Asciz, whose product is annotated as ASCIZ zinc finger protein. The record is from RefSeq and is a predicted model, not a curated record. The transcript is spliced from 2 exons. Bases 154 to 1371 code for a protein of 405 amino acids. Gene Ontology annotation, biological process: regulation of transcription by RNA polymerase II. Gene Ontology annotation, molecular function: DNA-binding transcription factor activity, RNA polymerase II-specific; transcription cis-regulatory region binding. NCBI's taxonomy places the organism in Eukaryota, Metazoa, Arthropoda, Insecta, Coleoptera, Tenebrionidae. Gene Ontology annotation, cellular component: nucleus.
GGAAAGUACCCUUUUACAAAAAAGUCGCAAAAAGUUCGUAUGACUUCUCCAAUUUUCUGAAAACAUGGACAUUUUUGCACAGUGCGUGUUAUCUCUCUACCAAGUGAGUGACAUUGCUUACGUGUCCUAAUUUACAAAAAUGAUUCAUCAAUCAUGGAAAAAGUGUACCCCAGCAUUGACGACUUGAGCAACGUGAAUAAGAAAAGUUGUCCCGAAUGCUCCGCAUUAUUCAACUCCGACUCCAACCUCAACCUCCACUUGGCCAAGACCCACAAAAAGCCCAAGCUUUUGGAACCCACUAACCCCAACAAAAUUUUCUACUGCCCUAUUACCACGUGUUCUUACCACAACACGUCACAUUUCAAGCAGUUUAAGCCCCUGAAACAACAUUUCUUGAAAGUGCACUCUGACAAGAAUUUUCUCUGCACCCUGUGCCAGAAAGGCUUUGCCACCGAAUCGUCCCGCAACAAACAUACGGAAUAUUGCGACGUUGCGUUCAAAUGUUGCGACUGCGACGUGUCGUACUCGUGCUACGAGACGUUGAAAACACACAGUCGGCGUAAAAAACACAACAUUCUUGAAAAAGUCGCCUACAAAACGUCACUGCCUCCAAGUGUGAAAAACCCAAAGAGUGACGACUCUUUGGCCACGAACAGACUGAGACUCAUUCUUCCGAAGCCUUCCAACAGCACUGGAAUGAUUGACACGUCCGAGCAAAGCGUCCAGACAGAUAAGUCCAACAACAGUCAAGAAACGCAGACGUUUCUGGCCGCCAGGUUGCCCCAGUUCACCGUUGAGACGCAAACCAUCGGCGAUUAUUUCACCAAAAAACCGGUCAAGUCCACGGAAUUGAAAAAUAUCAAGACUCAAACCAUCGCCCCCGUGGCUAAAACCUCCUCGUGCAACACUUUGUUCAAUUUGGACGAUUUCGUGCUAAGUGUGAUGGAAGAUAUGCAGAGAAGUUCGUCCAGUACCCAGACUAACAUUUGCGAGGAGUCGGAGAAUAUUUAUUCGGCCUCAACUAGCACGCAUGACUCCAUACAUACGGACACUUCUGAUUUGUUGAAUGACACGUUUGACUCGAAUUUCUUCAAUAUGGAGACGCAGACCGACUUUGACGACUUGUUCAAGUACUGUGAUGACUACAGCAAUAUGUACACACAGACUUGCCACGAACUGUUGUUGGGUAAAAUUGGACUAAACGACACUCAGACCCAAACUGUCUUUGACGAUGUUCUCAAAUCGGUGGAAAGUCAGACGGUGAUGUCGCAAUUUAAGGUCCUACCAGCGAGUUGUAAGGACAAUGCCACCCAUAUGGAAACACAGACUGAUACGCACUUCAUGCAAAUGCUGGAGGAGAUAAAUGCCUGACUAUAAUGGAAAUUUCUUUGGUUUUGUUGAAGGAGCAAAUUCUAAUCUCGCUUUGGAAACUGUUCAAUUUUACAAAUUUUCCAUUCUUACCUUGUAACCAUUUUUAAUGGGAAGUAACAAUAAAUUUUCUACUACGCAAUGAAA